Messenger RNA from Dromiciops gliroides (monito del monte), 1942 nucleotides. Its product is annotated as protein LSM14 homolog B-like. Lineage: Eukaryota; Metazoa; Chordata; Mammalia; Microbiotheria; Microbiotheriidae. The transcript has a single exon. Bases 145 to 1416 code for a protein of 423 amino acids. Gene Ontology annotation, molecular function: mRNA binding. The record is from RefSeq and is a predicted model, not a curated record.
UCCCCCUCCCUCCCCUCCCCCCAGAGGCCCAGGCCCCACAGGCAGCGGCGGGAGGUUGAGGUAGCUGCGGCGGCUUCAGUGCUUGUGCAGUGAGGAAAGCCGAGCGGACCACGGGCCAGGCCCCGGCCCCGGCCGGCCGUGGCCAUGAGUGGCUCGUCGGGCACCCCGUACCUGGGCAGUAAAAUCAGCCUCAUCUCCAAGGCGCAGAUCCGCUAUGAGGGCAUCCUCUACACCAUCGACACGGACAACUCCACCGUGGCCCUCGCCAAAGUGAGAUCCUUUGGUACAGAAGACCGCCCUACUGAUAGGCCUGCUCCUCCAAGAGAGGAAAUUUAUGAGUACAUCAUUUUCCGGGGAAGUGAUAUCAAAGAUAUUACUGUAUGUGAACCUCCAAAAGCUCAACACACAGUCCCUCAGGAUCCUGCUAUUGUCCAAUCUUCCCUGGGCUCUGCCUCUACAUCAUCCUUCCAACCACAUGUGCCUUACAGCCCCUUUAGAGGUAUGCCACCCUACAACCAGCUUGCUGCCAGCUCCCUACUUAGCCAGCAGUAUGCAGCUUCCUUAGGUUUAGAAAAGUUGGUAAGCCCUCCAGCCUCAGCCGCUGCUUCAAGCCCUAGUUCUUCUCCAUCUCCACAGCCUGUUUCAGAGCUUGACAUGUCCUCAGAGCCACAUCAGCUCUCUUCUAAGGGAACUGGUUUUCCAUCCAUCCCGGUACGUAAGAGUCCCAUGGUAGAACAGGCAGUCCAGACUGGUUCUGUUGAUAACCUGAAUGCCAAAAAACUCCUACCCACCAAGGCUCCCAUAGGGAUCCAACGCAGUGGUCGCCAGGUCCAACCAAACAACAAAACAAGUGAUGUAGUUCAGCCAGUACCUGUGCAAAAUCAAGGUCAGGUGAAUGAUGAAAACAGAAGACCUCAAAGGAGAAGAUCAGGAAACAGGCGAACAAGGAACCGUUCCAGAGGGCAGAACCGUCCAACAAAUGCUAAGGAAAACACUAUUAAGUUUGAAGGUGACUUUGAUUUUGAGAGUGCAAAUGCUCAGUUCAACAGAGAAGAGCUUGACAAGGAAUUUAAGAAGAAACUGAAUUUUAAAGAUGACAAAACGGAGAAAGAAGAGAAAGGAGAUCCAGCAGUAGUAACUCAGAACAAUGACAGCACAACGGAGGAGGACCUCCUGGGACCUAACUGCUAUUACGACAAAUCCAAGUCGUUCUUUGACAACAUAUCUUCUGAACUAAAGUCCAGUUCUAGGCGUACAACAUGGGCUGAAGAAAGGAAGCUCAACACAGAGACCUUUGGAGUGUCGGGAAGAUUUCUUCGAGGCCGUAGCUUCAGGGGUGGCUUUAGAGGUGGAAGAGGCACUGGAACAGCCCGGCGCAACCAAACUUCCCACAGAGCUGGUACUGGGAGAGUUUAAGAGUAUGUAACUAUUUGCUAAGUGGCACAAAGGUGAUGCUGUGUAUAUAAGAAAACAUUGAAAAUGCUGCACUUAAUGUGGGGAGAAAAUGGGUCAUUUUGUUUACUACUUUUUUGGAAAAUCCCACAGUACUACUGCUUAGUUUGGACUUCAACGGAACUUGAACUUGGUCUGAGUGAAAACCACUUGUUUUUUGGAAGUGUUCAUGGGUAACCUCCUUUGAGGUGUCUUGGUCUCUUUCUCCCCCCCUCCCCCUUUUUUUCUUAAAAGCACAGCCUAAUUUUAAGUUUUUCUUUUGGUAUUUUGCAGAAGGGUUUUCUGUGUUCUUUAGUGAGGGUUUAACUAAAUCUUUUUUUUGAGACAAUAAUUGACUUUUUAAAAGUAGAACCAAAUCUCAUUAAAAACAAGCCAAUUACAUUUUUAGUAACCAAACUGACCCUUUGGUGCUGCUGGUCUGUCACUCCCACUUCUAAGAAGCAACAUGUUUCAGUAACUCUUGGUGUCUAGAGAACUGGAUGCCCAGUAC